Messenger RNA from Ornithorhynchus anatinus (platypus), 2889 nucleotides. RefSeq names its product ADP ribosylation factor 3 (gene ARF3). Gene Ontology annotation, molecular function: GTPase activity; GTP binding. NCBI's taxonomy places the organism in Eukaryota, Metazoa, Chordata, Mammalia, Monotremata, Ornithorhynchidae. The record is from RefSeq and is a predicted model, not a curated record. The coding region runs from base 155 to 700 and encodes 181 amino acids. The transcript has 5 exons. Gene Ontology annotation, cellular component: cytoplasm; plasma membrane. Gene Ontology annotation, biological process: intracellular protein transport; vesicle-mediated transport.
CACCGGAGCCGGGCCCGGCCCGGCGGGAGCAGGAGGAGGAGGAGCGGGAGCAGGAAUCAGUCCUCCACGCCAGAGACGCUUCUGCCCUCGCCGCUCGCUCAGCCCUGUCUCCGCUCAGCGGCCCACCCGGGACCGCCCCCUCCCUGCCGUGGCCAUGGGGAACAUCUUUGGGAACCUCCUCAAGAGCCUCAUCGGGAAGAAGGAGAUGCGCAUUCUGAUGGUGGGGCUGGAUGCAGCUGGCAAGACCACUAUUCUCUAUAAGCUGAAGCUGGGAGAGAUCGUCACCACCAUCCCCACCAUCGGCUUCAACGUGGAGACGGUUGAGUACAAGAACAUCAGUUUCACAGUGUGGGACGUGGGCGGCCAGGACAAGAUCCGGCCCCUCUGGAGGCACUACUUCCAGAACACCCAGGGGUUGAUCUUCGUGGUGGACAGCAAUGACCGGGAACGGGUGAACGAGGCCCGAGAGGAGCUGAUGCGGAUGCUGGCCGAGGACGAGCUGAGGGAUGCUGUGCUCCUCGUCUUCGCCAACAAGCAGGACCUCCCCAACGCCAUGAACGCCGCCGAGAUCACAGACAAGCUGGGCCUGCAUUCCCUGCGCCACCGCAACUGGUACAUCCAGGCCACCUGUGCCACCAGUGGCGACGGGCUCUACGAGGGUCUGGACUGGCUUGCCAACCAGCUCAAGAACAAGAAGUGAGCCUCAAGCCCCCUACCACUCCUUCCCCCCACAACCCUACCGGCUCCCCUCCCUACACCCUGAUGACCAGGGUGACCAGGGUCCACCCCCACCUCUCCCUCCCUCCCCCUCCACCCCGCACCUUGCUGAGAUGGCAAGGCCGUUCCUCCAGUCGCUGUUGUGGUUUGGAUGACAAUUCACUCCGGUUUACUGAAUUUUUUGAACUCUAGUUUCUCAGCACCUCCCUUUUCUCCCCUCCCCCCAAAACUCCCCAGCUGCUGGGGCUCCAGGGGUGAGGGUCUGUCCCCAAUCCUGUUCCCUCGCUUGGUUUGGCUCUGGUUGCUGUGCACUUGGCAUCUGAGUCCCCACUCUGGGCCUUCCCCCACCACCCACACCCCCAGUCUCCCCAGUUCCGGUCUACCUGGAUAUUGCACGGUCCUUGUGUGUGUGUGUGCGUGUGUGUGUGCGUGUGUGUGCACGCGUGUGUGUGUGUAUGUACGGAGAGAGGAAAAGGUGGAAGGGAGGGCAGGGGGAGCCAGGGUCAGGGGCUGGUGGGCCAGGGGAAUGUGGUUAGAAGCCGAGGUCCAGGGCCCCUUUGCUGCAAUCUGGGCAUGGGAGUCUGAGGAGCACCCCCGCCUUCUCUACUCCCCUCCCCCGUCCCUUUUCCCCACCCCCCAGCCUUGACUACUGCCUGGCGGUGACGGGGCUGAUCCUGGGCCCCUCCCCUGAGUCUCCUCUCUGCUUCCGGGCCAGGACCCCUCCUCGCUCCCAGCUCUAAUCCUCCAGCUGAAGGGACCACUGACGGAGCCAGCUCCCACCCCCCUCCUGCUUCCCGACAAGUCGAUUGAGCUGUGGCAUAGGGGGGGGGGGGGGGGGGGUACCCGCUCCUUUGAGAACUAGAGUUAGAGACUGGAGGCCUGUGGGAUGCAGGGCAGGGCUCUGGGUUGCUCUGUCCUUUCCUGUCCCCCCAACCCCCAGAAGUGAAUAUCCAGUUCAGAAGCUGCUGCUACUCCCCUCACUGACCCUCAGGACCCCGUCAGGCAACCGGAGGCCGAGGCGGGUGCGCCCCCCACCCUUGGUCCGCAGCGGUUUCUGGGAAGCCGCGGCCGCUCCCUUGGGCUCCUGUGUGUGCUGGCUGCGCCCCGAGUCCCCGAGCGGUCCCAGCCCCCUUCCCUCCCUUCCCCCGUACCCCUCCCCCAGAGUGAGGGCUGGGGGGUGGGGCACCCCAUUCUGCCUCCCAAGCGUCCCCUAUCCUAGCAGGGAGGGAGGCCCUUUCUCUUGGCUGCCUCUCAGUGUCUCUCCCCAGGAUCAACUGUGAAGCCCUCUCCCUUCCUUCCUCCCUCCCUCCCUCCCUGCCAAGCCAGAACUCAUUCCUGCCGCUGCUUGGUUGUUGCAUCUCGCUCUUUGGGUUUCUGUGUGCGCAUAGAUGCAUGCAUAGGUGCGUGUGGGCGUGUGCAUAGACGGGUGCCUGUGGUUGUGCGCACGUAUGUGUAGGCGCAUGGGUGUGCGUGUGUGCCUGCGCACACAUAUAGAAGGGGGCGAAGGCUGGGUUUCAGGUUUUCGCAUUUUAAUUUCACUCCCAACACCCGCCCCCUUCCCCUCCCCCAGCUACCCCCUCCGCCCCACGGCCCUGGGGUUCAGGCCGGUCUCUGCCCCUCUAUCUAGGUCCUUCUGCUCUGGGGGAGACUCUUACCCAGACUGCUCCCCCCGCCCCUCCUCCAACCCUAGUUUGCUCCACAGAGGGGUCUGCUGACCCCCAGCUCCGCUCUCGGCAUCCAGGCAUCCGCGCUGCUUCAGAAGGGGCUGGCAGGGGGCGGUGCCUGUGUCCUCUUCCUCCUGCUCUUCCUGUCCUCCUCCUCCCGCUCUUCCUCCUCCUCCUGCCGCCUCUGCCCCAAAGUGUUGGCCGGGAGGGGAGCGGAGCAGCAGGAGGGUUACCCCUGGGUGUCUGUCAGGCACAGGAUCAGACAUUUUUGUUCUGGGCCCCUGCCUUCCUUCCCCUCCUGCCUCCCCCCACCCCCUAGUGUGUGUGGUGUGUAGUGGUAUCUGCAGUUCUGAGCUGGUUCCCCCCCCACACCCUGCCUUUUGCCCCUGCCCCUCCCUCCCCCCCGGAAUGUGUUCAGUUCCUGUGUAAUGCCCCAUUUCCGCCCCCGCCCCUCCUUCCCAGGGACUGUGACCCUGGUUGGAUAUUAAACAUGUUUUAUGUAGCCCUG